AUGCGCAUCCUCUGCUUCCACGGGCACACGCAGACCGGGCCCUGGUUCGAAAGAAAGACCUUCCGGCUGCGAGAGCACAUCGAGCGAGCGUUCCCAGGGUCCACGUUUGUCUUUCCAACGGGCCCGAUUGCAUACAAAGUAUCCGACAGACUCGACUACCUCUCCGAUAUUCAACGGGAAAGAACAGAGAACUUCAAAGACCCCGAUGUGAUCGACACCCACGCCUGGUUCCGGCUGUUCGAAGAGGACCCGCCGCGGGGGUUCUUCGAGAGCCUCGACAAGACAGCAGAGAUCCUCCGCACAGAAGGGCCUUUCGACGGUGUCAUUUGUUUCUCUCAAGGCUCGGUGAUUGGCGGCAUGGUGGCCUCACUGCUCGAGGGCCCGAAGCGACGCCAGAGAUUCGAAGAAUAUGCCGCGACCUUCCCAGGCGCCAUGCAAUACCCCGAGUCCUACAAGAACCUCGACCAUCCUCCGCUCAAGUUCGGCAUCACAUACGGCGCAUAUAUGGGGACUCAUCCCAUGUUCAAAGCGUUCUACUCGGAACCGCUCAUCGAGACCCCCUUCCUGCACUUCAUGGGCGACUUCGACCCCAUCGUUCCUUCAGACAUGGCAGCAGCGGUGGACCAGGCACAAAUCGGGGGAUCCCGACGGCGGAAGAUGACGCAUCCAGGGGCCCAUGCACUCCCAGUGGGGAGCCAGUACCAUGAGGCAGUGGUCGACUUCAUUCGGUCCGCCUGCGAUUCACCGUCAUACUUCGACUUGCCUGCCGACGACGUCCCUCCGCUUUCGUACAAAGAUACCCCCGAACAAACGCCCUUGCAGACUCCUCUGCUCACACCGUCGCUAUCGUCGGCCGUUUCAACAACGUCCAUCCCGUCUUCUGAAGCGACAAUCCUUGGCUCCAAGCGGCUUGACCAGUGGAGGAAGCCGAGAAGUCCACGGAGACAUGUCAAGUCCCUACCGAUACGACGGAGCGUCUUUUCGAGGAGGUCAACAAGUUCAAGCACCGCAUCCAGUGCCGACUCUCAACGUUCAGAUGACUCUGAUGCAACACACACCCUGGCUUCUUCGACAGUCACCGUCCCCGCGAGUGCAGACUCGGUUGCUAAAGAGCCGGAUGUAGCCGUCACCGUGGUUGAAGAGGAUCCAAUGGUUCCAGGGUACGAGGGAGAAGGGUGGCAAGAGCUGCUGCUGUCAGAUCUGCUCAAUGAGAUGCUGCGGAGGCAGGGGCGAUCAGGGAAGUUUUAUUUCGUGCCUGAUGCGGAGGAAGGGCGGUUGGUGAAUGGCCUGGCUUUAGAUUGA
This is a messenger RNA of Aspergillus mulundensis, 1302 nucleotides long. RefSeq lists its product as uncharacterized. Bases 1 to 1302 code for a protein of 433 amino acids. Gene Ontology annotation, cellular component: cytoplasm; nucleus. NCBI's taxonomy places the organism in Eukaryota, Fungi, Ascomycota, Eurotiomycetes, Eurotiales, Aspergillaceae. The transcript has a single exon. The record is from RefSeq and is a predicted model, not a curated record.